Molecule: messenger RNA, 2424 nt
Organism: Babesia ovata
Lineage: Eukaryota; Apicomplexa; Aconoidasida; Piroplasmida; Babesiidae
Product: thyroid adenoma-associated homolog, putative
Exons: 2
Coding region: 1-2424 (807 amino acids)
Source: RefSeq, a predicted model, not a curated record
AUGGGUGCCAGAAUUUCUACUCGGUGCGGCAAGUCGCAGGUCAAAGACCAUAAAGUAUCCAUAUUUGAGCUUCUGCUGCAACUCUCCAAGGUUGGGACCACGAAGGAUGGCGAGGACGAAAUAUGCCGCCUCUUUCAGCAGCUAUUCGACAUAUCUAUCGAAGAUGUACCGUACGAGACGAUUGAAGUUUAUUUUCAAAAUUUUGUGCUUCACAAUUUGCUCAGCGUCAACCUGAGUCAUGGUCAAAUAUACCGAUACUGGGAAUGCUAUGCAGCUCUGCUUGAAUACAUCGUCAAACGCGAGUCUGUUGCAGCCGAUAAAUCUGGUCUAGGGCGCACUGGCUCGGCAUCAACAAACACGACCACAUUAGCGUCCGGCAAUACAAAGACUGAAGUGCCAAUUUCAAGAGCUUCAUCUUACACCAAAAAUGGCCAAGGUAUGGGUUAUAAACCCGAAUGCUCCAACCAUUCCGAAUUAGAUACCUUUGCUGGUAAAGAGGAAACGCUCGACCCUGUAGGGUCGGCACCUUCAGCGGAAAACGACAUUUUCAACACCUAUGAGAGGCUGACGCGUGGCAAAUGUGAUGUAGUGCGUUGUUUAACGCCCUUUGUCAUAUCAAAGGUCUUCAUCAGGUGCCUUGUAGCGUCUGUAAACGCGGUAGAACUCCUCUUUCAUAUAGAAUACCUCCCUUACUAUUUGGAAUGGAGCUCUCAGGCCGUCUUUAAAUUGAACGCCCAAGAUGGAACAGAUCAUUUCAUGGCCAAUCAAUCGACAAACGUUGCGCAUGCCGAUGACAGUGAUGGCGAUCACCCUAAGCAGGACAAACGGCAACACGGGUUAGAAGGGGGAGAUAGCAACCCCAGUGUAGAAACUACGGCAGAGGGAUACAAUUGUAUUGACAAUAAGAGGGCGGAAGACAAUGUUAAUGACACAAGCAGCGGGCUUGUGCCGGGUCCAUGUUCCAUCACCUUCACCCCGUCGCAGAAGUACGAAGAGAAUUCCGAAAACCUAAGGACGCUUAAACUACGUUUGAGUACUGAAAAGGAACCAAUCAACGUUAGAGUUAAUGUCGAUGAGUCUUUGGAAUCCAUUAAUAACGCGAUUCUGGAAGAAGCGCUUCGUGCAUGGUCCGACAGUGCCACACACGCUCUACGCCGAGGAUUCUGCUUUAUAGAUCACAAAAUGCGCAUAUUCUCUCUAACAUGCGUUGUGGAGUUACUAAAACGUUCAAAAGGAGCUGUGGAAUUUAUGGCAUUGCCGUUUUGCAGCGUUGCUUAUGGGGGGUCAGAACAAGCCUCCCGCUUACAAAGGCUGCUCCUCGCCUUACACUCCUAUAUAACAAUGGAUAUAUCGCCGUUAUCGAGUUCGCAUACAACGUUUAUUAAGGCAUCACAAUCCAUGGCGACCGAUGUGUUGGUCAUUUUACUCUCCAGCAUCGUUAUGGCCCCCUACGUAAACACUUGCGUUGACAAACGGAAAACGACGGAAAUUUCAUCUAUGUUUACAUGUAUCAAGAACGUUCCCAAGACUGUAAGGUCAGUGGCGCCGUUCUACUACAUUCAUGUGGAGUGCGUCCGCUCGCAACUUUUUGUAAAAGGACCGCCAGAUCAAACCCCAAAUGCAAUAGAGCCUGUUGUUGAUUGUUUUAUGAAGAGGAAUGCUCCUAUGAUAUAUACAUCGGUGGAUUCGCUUAGGAACGCAAUUGGAUCGAGAGGAGUGGAAACCACGGCAUGGUGUUUGGUUCGUCUUUUAUUAACUUCCCCGCAAAACGUGUGGAAGAGGCACCUCAAUGCGCUGCGUGACAACGUUACAUUGUUAAUGUUGAUCAUGAUCAGUGCAGGCAAGGGAGAUGGGCUUUUAAGCCAAACGGAAGAAAUGGCCAAGCGCCACAAAACGUUGGGUUAUAGCACUGAAAUGUUAAGUCCCCCCGGAAUAAACCAGACUGAUGAUGUUAUAGAAGAGGCGGAAACAAAUAUUCUCAAGUCUAUGUUAAUUCUGAAAAAUUCACUAAAUGAUAUACAUUACUCAUUAUUGCUAGGUGAAAAUUUGCCUCAGGAGUUGAUGGUUGCAAUGGCCAAAGCAAUGGAUAAUAUAAGCCCAUCUAUUACGUGUAGUAACGAACUCUGGCUCAUUCUUAUCGAUAUGCUGUCGUGCAAUAAAGUUUUUGCGUCAACUUUUUAUCUGAAACCGGGGCCCUUCAUCAGAGAAGUUAUGAGCACUAUUAGGAAACAUUCGGCUAUAAAAAGGGAGGUUGUCAAAGGCAAGACAUCUGGCCAAACUCCUGCCGAGUGCCCGCAUCAUUUGGCAUCCAGAACUCCUCUUAUAAGAACUUUUGUUAACAUCCUGGUUCACUACAUCGUUCAUAAAAAGGUAUUGGUUGCAUCAAAUCACCCCAAAUCAGACUCAGGAAAAUUAUGUGGAUGA